AAAAUAAUUCACGUUCACAGCCUUCGAGAGUUAUCAUACCAAAUUAAACUCAAAAUGGAUAUCUUUUGUAUUUAAUUUAAUGUAUCUUUUUUAGCAAAGAUUUUCCUGUACUUAUUUCUAAACAAGAAAUGUUCUAUUUUCGAAACCUCUUUCAAAUCUUCUAGAAAAGCAAAUUUUGACACAGUUUUUGUCAAAGUCAAGACUGAAAUCGACGCAGUGGUUUGCAAAAUUUUCAAUUUGCAUCAUCUAUCAAUUUGAUUUGUAUCUAGUUAUUAAUUCUUUGUGCAGUACAGAAAAUGGCAUUGUCAAAAUGGAUUUUUGCAAGGAAAAGUCUUUUGGUGUUUUACGCGCCCAGGUAUCUUCAAGUGAGGCAUUACGAAAUGCCAGUCGACCUGCAGGAAGUGGCUACACAGGCGGACCCUAGCUUCUUCAAAAUGGUGGAGUAUUUCUACAACCGCGCUGUAAUGGUGGUGGAACCGUCGUUAAUUGAGUAUUUAAAGAAGCAUAGCCAUUUGUCGGAAAAGAAAAGGAAAAACAGAGUGGAUGGUAUCCUAAAGGUGAUGGGUUCCUGCAACAGCUCACUUCAGUUCGAAUUUCCCUUGCAAAGGAAGACGGGAGAAUACGAGAUCAUACAGGGCUACCGCUCGCAGCACAGUGUCCAUCGCUUGCCGUGUAAAGGAGGCAUCAGGUUGUCUAACGAAGUAAACCUUGAAGAAGUGAAGGCUCUGGCUGCACUGAUGACCUAUAAAUGUGCCUGCUCCAGUAUCCCAUUUGGAGGCUCCAAAGGAGGCGUGUGCAUCAACCCAAAGCAAUACAGUCACGCGGAGUUGCAGCGGAUCAUCAGACGGUACACGCUGGAGCUGGCGAAGAAGAACUAUAUCGGCGCCGGCAUCGACGUCCCCGCGCCGGACGUCAACACCUCCGGAACACACAUGUCGUGGGUCGUCGAUACUUAUAUCAAGACUUUAGGAUUCAGGGACAUAAACGCGGCAGCUUGUGUUACGGGCAAGCCGAUCAAUGGCGGCGGUAUCCACGGGAGAGUGGAGGCGACCGGCCGCGGCGUAUUUAUGACCAUCAGCCUGUUCAUGCACUCGCCGGAGUGGAUGAAACUGAUCGACUUGGAGCCUGGGUUCAAUGGCAAGACGGCGAUAGUCCAGGGGUUCGGGAACGUGGGCAGCUACGCGGCGAUCUACUUGGAGAAACACGGCGUUAAGAUCAUCGGCGUUGUCGAAUUCGACUGCAAUCUGCACAACCCUGACGGCAUUAAGUGUCAGGAGCUGCAGACGUACAUGCGCCAGAACCGCGGCAGCGGCAAGGGCUUCCCGGGCGCGCGCGACGGCGGCCGCGACCUCAUGUUCCAGCGCUGCGACAUCCUCGUGGUCGCGGCCAUGGAGAAGGCCAUCACGGUCGACGUCGCCAAGAAGCUCAAUUGUAGGGUCAUCGGCGAAGGGGCGAACGGGCCCACGACGCCGGCCGCUGACGUGAUCCUGCGUGAGAAGAAGAUCCUGGUGAUCCCGGACCUGCUGGCCAACGCCGGCGGCGUCACAGUCUCCUACUUCGAGUAUCUGAAGAACAUCAACCACGUCAGCUUCGGCAAGCUCAGCAUCAAGUUCUGGCGGGACUCCAACACCGCGCUACUAGAUUCGGUGGAGCAGUCCCUGAAGAAGGCGAACGUGGACGCAAAAAUCAAACCCACAGACUUGUUCCAAACCAUGAUAUCUGGUGCCAGUGAAAAGCAGAUUGUCAACUCUGGCCUGGAGUACUCUAUGACCAACGCCACUAAUACUGUGAUGGAGGCAGCUAAGAAACACAACCUCGGCUUAGACCUACGAACAGCGGGGUACAUCACGGCGAUAGAAAAGAUAUUUACCACGUACGACGAACAAGGUCUUACCAUAUAAGACCCCCACUUGAUUAAUUGAACUGGUCAGUUGAAGCUAGACGAAACACGUCAAAAAUGUUUAUUAAGCUAUUUUCGCGCGCUAAAUCAAGUAAUUGGCGCUACUUUUUUAUUGAGUAGCUUUUUCUUGUUUUUUACCAAAUCAUUUUUACUGGAAGAAGAGGAGAUCUAGAAGUGAUUUGGUAGAUGUGAAUAAUCAUGAAUUAAGGUAUUUUAGUGUGCUGUUGUUACUUUUUUGUCUGAAUAUUACCUCAUGAUUGUACAAAUUAUUUUGUCACAUAAAACGUGUUUUAUUUAACAGCUAUUGUGACGUGAAAAAGUGCAUGUGAAUCAAAUAAGACGAUUUGUUUAUGAUGUUCUUUCUAUUGCUGAAGGCAAAGUGCCAAAUAUAUACUGUAGAUUCCAAAGGAAGGUUUGGGUGUAUAAUUAUAUUUUUAUCCGAGCGAAGCCGGGGUAGUCCGCUAGUAUAGAAAUAAAAAAAAACUUAUGGUUUUAACAAUAUAUUACGUAUCACAAAUAUUUACAUCAAAUGGAUAUGUAUGAAAUAAUAGGAAGCUUGUACUCUACGCAUAACCUUCCAAAGACGCAUAAGGUACAUAGAGACUAACAUCUUUUGUCCUACGACUUCAGUCUAAACUUAA
This is a messenger RNA of Plodia interpunctella (Indianmeal moth), 2541 nucleotides long. Its product is annotated as glutamate dehydrogenase, mitochondrial-like. The transcript has 10 exons. Gene Ontology annotation, biological process: L-glutamate catabolic process. The record is from RefSeq and is a predicted model, not a curated record. NCBI's taxonomy places the organism in Eukaryota, Metazoa, Arthropoda, Insecta, Lepidoptera, Pyralidae. Bases 297 to 1901 code for a protein of 534 amino acids. Gene Ontology annotation, cellular component: mitochondrion. Gene Ontology annotation, molecular function: L-glutamate dehydrogenase (NAD+) activity.